AUGUCGUCUUCUCCAGCGCCGCCUCGCCGGAAGCCACUGAAGCAGAGAUCCAUGAAGCGGCCUGACAACAACGGGGCGAAGAAGACGAAGCGUGAGAAGGGACGUCACAGGAGGAAGGACGAGGGACAGGCCAAGGGAAGGUCACGCCAUGAGGGAAACAUCGACGAAGACGACGGCGACAUUGCCGCAGAAAUUGAGAUGGACGAGCCUGAGCGCUUCCAGUCGGACACGCGACUGCGCCAUCGGGGAGAAACCUCAUACCAACGCAAGCUGCGCAAACUGAAAAACAAACGCCGUGGGAUCGUUGAAUCAUCAACAGAGGAAUCCUCGUCCGAUGAGGACUCUGACAGCGACGACAGCGAUGAUAGCCAGGACUUCCUCACAGACAGCGGCGAAUCCCUAGCUGAAGGUGUGAUGCCCGCCGAGUUCUCCCUCAAUGCUGCCCAGACAACCGAAUUCAAGUUCAAGGUCACUCAGCUCGACCAGCCAAAGGACCAUUGCGACGCCUGUAACCGACACAAGCAACACUGCUAUAAUCAGGUUGCGCUCGGUGGCUUCCCAUACGACAAGGAUAGUCAUCAGAUGGUGGAUGACAGUGACAGCGAUGACGAAGAGCUGGACCCAAUGCACAUGGGGCGGCAUUGUAAGACAAUAGCUCAGCUAUACCAUGCUCUGUGUCAUUGGGAGGACAAUCUGUACCAUCGGAUAUGCGGCUACUACCGUGACCUCCUGCGAGCAAAGCACAAGCCUGUACCAAGUGAUUCGGAGGCCAGCACUUCCUCGGGUCCUGAUUCCGAAUCGGAUCCAGAGGAACAACAAGUGCGCCGGCAAGACCGCGAGCGACGUCGUGCAAGGACGCAACAGCGGGUUAGGAAAUUACGACAGCGGGGCCCUCUUCCGAAAGAGUACAGGGAUGUGGACAGGGUGACUGAGUGGAUGGACACCGUGGGUUAUCAGAACAAGGACUACCGGUGGUUCCAAGACUUGGAAGAGCAAUGCCGAUUGCUCGAGGCCGACAAUUCCCGUGAUUAG
This is a messenger RNA of Apiotrichum porosum, 1032 nucleotides long. RefSeq lists its product as uncharacterized. Lineage: Eukaryota; Fungi; Basidiomycota; Tremellomycetes; Trichosporonales; Trichosporonaceae. The coding region runs from base 1 to 1032 and encodes 343 amino acids. The transcript is spliced from 4 exons. The record is from RefSeq and is a predicted model, not a curated record.